This is a messenger RNA of Microdochium trichocladiopsis, 1935 nucleotides long. RefSeq names its product major facilitator superfamily domain-containing protein. The record is from RefSeq and is a predicted model, not a curated record. Gene Ontology annotation, molecular function: transmembrane transporter activity. Gene Ontology annotation, cellular component: fungal-type vacuole membrane. Lineage: Eukaryota; Fungi; Ascomycota; Sordariomycetes; Xylariales; Microdochiaceae. Bases 249 to 1655 code for a protein of 468 amino acids. Gene Ontology annotation, biological process: transmembrane transport. The transcript has 2 exons.
GCCGGGCCCCUUUCACGUAUAGGCCACUGACUUGCACAGAUAAGACCCAAGACCCUAAGAUCAUUGGCAAGCCUGACACAUCCCGACACUCCUAUGCCGUCGUCAGUGUUUGUCAAGCAGCAGCUUCAGCACAGCAGCUGUCCAAUCCGAUAAGAGUAGCGAGCGGCGAAUCCAGGUUCUCACUAUACACUAAUCGCAGUCAGCUGCGCAAGAACUUCACCACAUGAGUUCCGGGACCAACGUCAGCCAUGUCGACCAUCGCGGCCGUGACCGAGGCCGGCCUGGAUCAAACACACGGCGUUGAGCUCACUCCCAAGAACACAAGAACUUUGCGCAGCCAUGAAAAGGGCCUCCGCGAAGCCGCUACGACCUCAAGCUCACCAGCCACCGCUGCCGAACCGGACCACCAGCAAUACGACACCGGCCCGCCGCCCGACGGGGGACUCACCGCCUGGUCCCAAGUUCUCGCCGUACACCUUGGCGGCGCCAUAACAUGGGGUUAUGGAGUGGGCUUCUCGGUAUUCCAGCUGUACUACCGCGAGACCGCGCUGCCCAUGUUGUCUGCCUCGCAGAUAUCCUGGAUCGGCUCGAUCCAGAUCUUCCUCGCCUGGACGAUCAGCAUGGCGGCUGGCCGACUGGGAGACAUGGGCUACGUGCGCGUAUGCUACGGGGUCGGCGGCAUAUUGACGGUGACGGGCAUGAUGCUGACCAGCAUUUGCACCGAGUACUGGCACUUCCUGCUGUGCCAGGGCGUGCUGAACGGGAUCGGCAGCGGGAUCCUGUUCCUCCCCGCGGCAGCCAACGUGGGCACCUACUUCCAGCGCAACAGGAACAUUGCCAUGGCGCUCGGGUCCGUGGGCACCAGCUUGGGAGGAGUCCUGUUCCCCGCGAUUGUGCAGUAUCUGACGCCCCGGGUCGGGUUUGGCUGGAGCGUGAGGGUGUGCGGCUUCGUCAGCCUGGCGAUGAACCUGUGCGGCCUCGCGGUGCUGCGGCAGCGCAACCUGUUCAAGACACCCCGCCCGAUGGUGGACUGGACGGCGUUCAAGAACCAGCGGUUCAGCGCCUACUGUGCGGCCGUCUUCCUGAUGCACUUUUCUCUGAUUCCGGUCAUGUUCUACAUCAACUCCUUUGCCCGCGAGACAAUCGGCAUCGCCUCGCUCGAAGCCAUCAACUUUGUCCUCAUCGCCAACGGGGCGGCAGCAUUCGCCCGGCCCGUCGUGGGUAUCGUCGCGGACCGGGUGCUGGGCGCCCCCAACACGUACGUGUGCUGCGCGCUGGGCUUCAGCGCGCUCGCGUACGGCUGGAUCGGCGUCCAGACGCGCGCGGACAUGUACGGCUUCGCGGUGGUACUGGGCGUCGUAAACGGCGGCUGCCAGGGCAUCUUUCCAGGGGCCACGAGCACCCUGAUCAGCGAGGAGAGCGGCGACCUCAGCAAGAUGGGCACGUGGAUGGGCAUGGUCUUUGCAGUCUGCGGCGUGGCUAGUCUGGCUGGGCCGCCGAUCAUAGGGGCGAUCAUUGGGAGCUCUGGGGGCCGGUAUAUCUGGGCGCAGGUGGUCCUGGGGUCCUUGUUGUUUGCGAGCGCUGGCAUGUUGUUCCUAGCGCCGAGGGUGAAGGGCAGGGCUGAGAAGGAGGACGCGAUUGAGACUUCGUCAUGAGGCACCGUGGGAAUAGAGGGUUGCGACUUAGAAAUGCAGGCAGUGCCAUAUGUAGCACAGAUUACGUCAGACCUGAAUCAACCUCACUUUGUAAAUAGGAUAUGAGGGAUGCAGUACGCCUUUGCAGGUCUGAACCGCGAAAGGAGCAGGCACUGAAGGCCACACCUGUCGUUGGAGCAUGUGAAUCCGCCCAAUGCCAAUGGCGCGAUAUUGGAGGACGGUCGGAUGCGAAACACACAAACAAGAGCGUUUGGGGGAAUCUCUGUCCAAUACAUGAGUG